Molecule: messenger RNA, 5191 nt
Organism: Bemisia tabaci
Lineage: Eukaryota; Metazoa; Arthropoda; Insecta; Hemiptera; Aleyrodidae
Source: RefSeq, a predicted model, not a curated record
GUACUUCUGUUGCAGUGCAUGGUUAAACAAGGAUGAGUUCUACUUGCAAACUACUCACCUUCGUUUCGGUAUCACACUUUUUACAGUCCGUCCAGUCUUGGCUUUGGUGGUUGCAUUCGCAUCGGCAGCAGUGGCUUCGUCUGUAGUAUUCAUGGCACUCCUGAUUCACAAAAGUCAACACUGGUCCUGACAAACUGAGAAGGAGGUAUUGCUGUAAACUACAUGAGGUUUAUCUAGAAUUUGGCAGUUCUGGUUGUUGAAAAUAGAAAGACAUUGAAAAGCACUCUCAAAGCAGAUCCUUAAAAAGUCUUAUUCUUUGAAUUGCGAAGGCGGUUUUCAGAUGGGUGAUUUGGAUGAGUGGGGCUGCGAGACUACGCCUCGAGAUUACCAAAGUUCCAGUUAUAAUGACUCCAAUGAUCGUGGCGGAAGAAGGGAUCGUGAUGGUUUCAGCAGAGGCAGAGGCGGUGGAUCCAGAGGUAGAGGCGAUGGGUCCAGAGGCAGAGGUGAUGGAUUCAGAGGUAGAGGUGACGGAUUCAGAGGCAGAGGUCGUGACGGUGACAGAGGUGGUAGGAAUCGCCAACAGGACUCCUCAAACGAUGGUGGCUGGCGUCAACAAGCUAAUAUUAGUAGGAAUGAUAGGGACAAUGGAAAUUUCAGUCGGCGUUCGACCGAAAGUGGAGGAGAUUACAAGGUGAUACCUGUUAGUUCCACACAGGUUGGGUCAGUCAUUGGCCGAUCUGGCAGUAAAAUUAAUGACCUCCAGUUUGAAUCUGGUGCCCGGAUACAGGUCAGUCGAGAACCUAACCCUGACACAACAACAGAUGUGACAAUACGAGGCACACCUGAACAAGUUGCAAAAGCAACAGAGCUGAUAAAUUCUUUGCUGGACAGUUUAGAUAACCGUACUAAUUCCAAGGAUAUGGUAGACAAAAUUCACAUGGCUAGCAUGCUGACUCAAUCAGAUGAGGUCAUCAACUGGGACAAAAUCUAUGAAGCAGAUGCCAUAGCAAAGGAGAAAAAGUUAGCCUCUCUACCCCCUAUCAAAAAGAAUUUUUACCACGAACUUCCAAGUGUUACUAAUAUGUCUCCUGCUGAAGCAGCAAAAAUUCGGAAGGAGCAAAACGACAUCUCAGUUGGUUUUGUUUUUGAAGACACAGGUGAACCGAUUCCCAAUCCAGUCAGAACUUUUGAAGAGGCGUUCCAUGAUUUUCCUGAAAUUCUAGACGAGAUUCACAAGCAAAAUUUUACAAAGCCAUCGCCAAUCCAGUGUCAAGCAUGGCCUGUUUUACUUCAAGGAAGAGAUUUAAUUGGUAUCGCUCAAACUGGAACAGGCAAAACCUUAGCUUUUCUGUUGCCAGCUUUUAUUCACAUUGAUAAUCAACCUGUGCCGAGGGAGGAACGUGUUGGGCCCAGUGCAAUUGUCCUAGCUCCAACCAGAGAACUUGCAUUACAGAUCGAUAAAGAAGUGAACAAAUAUAGCUAUAAAGGAAUUAGAUCUGUGUGUGUAUAUGGAGGCGGUAGCCGCAAAGAUCAAAUCAAUGUAGUUAACAAGGGUGUAGAAAUUGUUAUAGCAACACCAGGACGAUUAAAUGACUUGGCCAUGGCUGGUGUGAUUAAUUUUAACUCGGUAACAUUCCUAAUUCUGGAUGAAGCAGAUAGGAUGCUUGACAUGGGUUUUGAACCACAGAUCCGGAAGACACUGUUAGAUAUCCGUCCAGAUCGUCAGACUGUGAUGACAAGCGCUACUUGGCCAGAUGGUGUGCGCCGUCUAGCCAGCUCCUACAUGAAGGACCCCGUGCAAGUCAACGUUGGCUCUCUUAACCUUGCAGCUACACACUCCGUAACACAGAUAAUUGAAAUCUGUGACGAAUCUGAAAAAGAGGAUCUACUCCUUCAGUUUUUGGCUAACAUGGGACCAGAAGAUAAAGUAAUUGUUUUUGUUGGCAAAAAAGCACGGGCUGAUGCCAUAUCAGCUGACAUAAGUCUGAAAGGAGUAGACUGCCAAUGUAUUCAUGGAGACCGAGAGCAGGCUGAUCGUGAACAAGCGCUGGAAGAUCUCAAAACAGGCUAUGUUAGGAUCCUCAUUGCAACAGAUGUAGCUAGUCGAGGUCUUGACAUCGCUGAUAUUACGCAUGUUUUUAACUAUGAUUUCCCUCGAAAUAUUGAAGAGUAUGUGCACCGAGUAGGGCGAACUGGUCGUGCUGGCAAACGGGGCGAGUCAAUCUCUCUUUUCACUCGCAGUGAUUGGGCAGUUGCUGAGGAACUCAUCGGCAUCCUAACUGAAGCUGAACAGAAUGUACCUGAAGAAUUGUACGCCAUGUCGGAUCGUUUCACAAAGAAGAAAGAACGUGAUAGGAUUGAAGGCGGCCGAGGUGGAGGUCGCGGCGGAGGUCGUGGUGGUCGCGGAGGUGGAGGUGGCAGAGGCGGCCGGCGAGGUGGCCGCGAUCGAGAUGGCUGUGAUUUUGGAUACAUGUAUUACUAAGCUAACAGCAAAGCUACUCCAGUGGUCAUUUUGUUUACGAUUAAGCCUGUUCACUGCAUUACCGGUGAUAAAAGGACAAGUUCUAUUGAGUGACCAGGGUGUUUGUAGAUCCUUAGAAGAAAUCUUAUGUGUUAUUUCUUUUUCUUUUUCAAUGAUUGAUUGAAAUCCAUCUAUCUAUCUGUACUUUAACCAUCCAGAUUUUUUCAACCUGAUUAUUGACUUUCAAAGGUAGGUCGAGUAGUGUUAGAUUUCGAUCAAAACUUCCUCAUACAUAAUUAUUUGACCUUUAUAUUUUAAAUUAAAACAAAAUAGUUGUUGGAUAGAAUAAAAAUUCUGUGCGAACGUCAGAAACCAAACCUUUUGGCCACCACCUCUUUGGCUAGAGGAUAAAACUUUAUGCUCCUGAACCAUCUCAGGGCUAAUACUCUGGAAGUGUGCCUUUGUCAAUUUUCUGAUAAGACAAUAUUUGAGCUUCCAAGACCCAUUCAAGGGAACGGCAAAAUAAGAAUCGAAUACUUUUGUAUGAAAAAUUCUUUGACUCUACUCUGAUCAUAAUCUAGAUUGAACAUUACGUCACCUCCCAGCAUUAUCAUAUUUUUGUAAAUACCUGCCAUUGAUUUUUUCCUGGGUUGAAGCUUAAGUGAAGCUUAGAGAUUUUUAUUUUUUACAACAGCUGCAUGCAUUUAAAACCCAUGGGUAAGGGGGUAUUGAAAAUGUAAGUAAACCAACAAAAAUUAGUGUUUUGUGUUUCUGCUAGACAUCCUGGUGACUUCUUCCAUAACCUAUUAUAAGGGAUUUACCCUCUCUUUUUCAUGAACAUGUAAUAUAUUUGCCUUCUUUUCCUCUUCUUUUAAAAUGUAUACCUCCAGUUCCAUAAAUGUUUUCACUGAUCAAAUUCUUUAAGGUUUGUUUUCCAGUCCCAUCGUUUUGUAAGGUCUAGUUUAGAUUCUCGAUGAAUUGAUGUUUCCUCUGAUCAUAGACUUUUUAUGAUUGCAAGAGGCUCCAUUAUUUAUCUUCUAAGUUCCAUUCCUCAGGCGCUUUUUUUUUUUUUUUUCAGUCAUUAUUGCAAAAUAUUUUUUUUAUUUUAAAACAAUUUUGUCAUAAGAACGAUUUCAAAUUACUCCAAGAUAAGUUAACCGUCAUUCUAAUGAGAUAUUUCAUAAUCAGUGUUACAGAAGUAGGUUUUUUGCUUUCUCAUUUUUUUUCGAAAUCAAAAUCAUAAUAUAAAACCGCUACUGUCAAAUUUGAGAAACGUGUAAGUUUUCUAUGACAUCAGGAUAGAAUGUAAAGAAAUGUCUGUACUUGAACAAUUCAGUCCAGAAGUUAAAACUCCUUGUCCAACAGCGGCAGUUUUGUUUUGAAUGUUUUGAAUACACAGAUUGAUAAAAAAUCGGUUGUAAUUGGUUUUGCUUUAUUUUUUACUUCAGCAAAUAAUUCUUUUGAGACUGGGGGAAAUUUUUGAGGUAGUAUUUAAUCUUGUAAAGUUUUCUCUAUAGAGACUGUUUUUCAGUCAAUUGUUUCUCUCAAAAUUUUUCCGAAAAAGUUUCAAACAGAUUUCUUGCAUUUAAGGAAGAUUUUUUAUUCAUUUCCUUAUGUUAUUUUAGAAUAUAUUUGUAUAAUUAUAAAGCAAGAAACUUCUUGCAGUUGAGACUCAAGUUGUCAUGCAAACUUGAUUUGUUCGAGAGUUUCUCCAGAUAUGUAGUAAAAUGCUCCAUGCAAAGAUAGGGUGGAAUAAAUGAGCAAAGUUGUCAUUCUGUAUGAAGAGCCUGUAUGUGAUAACUGUAAUUUUAACAGAAUCAGUGCAACUUUACUAAUGAAAAUACCUAUCUCUUCAUGGAGAGUUUAACUGGACUGCAUUUUGUAGUAACAAACUACUAUUUUUGGCUCAUUCGCAAAAGCAUUAUCUUCACUGGGAAACUAAUGACAGUAUGUUGUUUCUACAAUGAGCCAGAAGUAGUACUUCCUUAUCGCAAAGGGUAGUUCAACUAAACAUAGAGGUGGACUCUUUACCAGAUCAAGUUAGCUCCCUCAUGAUGGCCUCAACUUUGAGAGCUUCUUAUAUUUGAGAAAAUGCAGCGCCAUGUUGGCAAAAUCAAAUUUAACAAAAAUAAAAAAUAGUACCUAAAAUCAAAAAUUUUUGCUGCAUGCAGAUACUCUAUUGCAAUCUUCACUUUCAGGUGAGGGUGAUAAUCGAAGUGCUGUGGUUCUAGAGAUGGACUUUUGCCUUUAACUUUUGACUUACUUUAGCUGUGACCUUUCAGAAAUUUAUUUUUCUAUUGCAUUUGAUUUAUUUGCCCACCGAGCAUUUCUGUGAACAAAAAAUUUCUUUUAAUUAAAGCCUGUCAGGAUUAUGUAAUCAUGCAUUUUUCAAUUUUGCAGAAGAAACUUAAUUGUAAACUUCAAUUAUUCUGAAGACUAACAUGAAGUCAUGUUUCAGCCUCGUGAAUAUUCUCACUGUAUCUUUAUUUUCAACUAAGAUGACAGGCAUUCUUAUUCCCACUUUACUGUUUUUAAUCAAAUGAUUUUUUUAAAUCAGUUGUCUUUUGUCUCUGCUGAUCUUGUGUCUGGCAAAAAAUUUGUAUAUUUGUUAUUUUGUUAGCAAUUUGUCGUUGAUCCUUUUCUUUUGUGCAAAUUGUUGAAUUUUUCAUGCAUUUUUGCAUUAUCUACAUUAAACUAAAGUAAAUAAAAUUCCAUAUAUUUAUAAUGAAA